This is a messenger RNA of Struthio camelus australis, 722 nucleotides long. The record is from RefSeq and is a predicted model, not a curated record. Lineage: Eukaryota; Metazoa; Chordata; Aves; Struthioniformes; Struthionidae.
AUGGCAGUGCUGACCCAUCUCUCCGCCCAGGGGAAUACCACGCCGUCUGCCCCCAUGGGAUGGGACAAACCUCCUCCGGUCCCCAGGGCUCACCCAUGGGAUUGGCAGGUGCGGUACCAGCAGGAUGCCCCUGUGGCCCCCCGCUUCGACGUCAACGCGCCGGAUCUGUACAUCCCAGUCAUGGCCUUCAUCACGUACAUCCUGGUCGCCGGGUUAGCGCUGGGCACACAGAACAGGUUCUCACCUGACAGCCUGGGCUUGCAGGCCAGCUCUGCCCUGGCCUGGCUGAUCGUGGAGGUGCUGGCAAUCCUGCUGAGCCUCUACCUGGUCACCGUGAACACCGACCUCACCACCAUCGACCUCAUCGCCUUCUCUGGCUACAAAUACGUGGGGAUGAUCGUGGGCCUCGUGUCUGGGCUGCUCUUUGGGAAGACUGGCUACUACAUGGUGCUGAGCUGGUGCUGCAUUAGCAUCUUCGUCUUCAUGGUAAGGNNNGGGGGGCUGAGGAUCCUGUCGGGGGCAGCCGCCGAGGGGGUGCUGGUGCGGGGGGCCAAGAACCAGCUGCGCAUGUACCUUACCAUGGCCAUCGCUGCUGUGCAGCCGCUCUUCAUGUACUGGCUCACCUACCACCUCAUCAGGUGAUGGGGUGUCCCCCGGCCCCACCGCCUGCCCAGGGAGUGCUCCGACCCUGCUGCUUAAAUAGAUGCUGCCUGGGGACCUCA